UGUUUUUACAUGUGCCUGCGUGUUUUUACAUGUUCCUGUGGUCAUGUCUUCAUGUGUCUCUGCAGCUGAACUCAGUCACAGUCCAUCAAACUCCCCGGCUGCUGCUCACACAGAUUCAAGUCGUCUGAAUGAAACUCUGCAGGAAAAUGAAACUUUUUCCGGACAGUUUGGAUUCAGCGAGCUGUCGGGGGUCCGUCCCUUCAGUCCAGAGCAGGAGCUGGAGUCCAGGAUCAUCGGGGGGCAGGAGGCCUGGGCUCACUCGUGGCCCUGGCAGGUCUCUCUGCGCUUCGCCUCCAUGCCGGCCUGCGGAGGGGCUGUCAUCGGGCCCCUGUGGAUCCUCUCUGCCGCUCACUGCUUCAAGAGGUACAACAAAGCGUCCUUCUGGACGGUGCUGGCUGGAAAACACGACCUGGACAAUCCUGAAGAACCUGGACAGCAGUUGGUGGGCGUCGCCAUGAUCAUCAACCAUCACGGCUACAACACGCGCACCAAAGAGCGAGACAUGGCGCUGCUGAAGCUACAGCACCCGCUUGUCUUCAACCGCUUCGUCCGACCCAUCGACGUCUGGAUGACCCCGCUGCCGCUCCACAGGAAGUGCACUAUCACCGGCUGGGGCUCCACCCGAGAGAACGGAGCUCGAGUGAACAGACUGCAGGAGGUGAACGUCACCUUGCUGCCCCCUGACGUCUGUAACCAGUACUACCGCGGCAGGAUGAGACCCUCCAUGUUCUGCGCCGGCAGGGAGGAAGGAGGAGCCGACGCCUGCCAGGGCGACUCUGGUGGUCCUCUGUCCUGCUUCACGGGAAGCAGGUACGAGCUGGCAGGUCUGGUGAGCUGGGGGGUUGGCUGUGGACGAGCCAGACGACCGGGAGUCUACACAAAGGUCCAGCAGCACACCCAGUGGAUGUCCGAUGUCAUGAGUGAUCCAGGUGUCCUGAACGCGGACGACGUUAUAGAAGAGGACAGGUGUGGGACGCAGCAGAGCUCCAGCUGUCACAAGGCUCCAUGCCUCGCUGAGCUCUUUGUUUCCCUGGAUGGCGAGGUGUCUGUGGGGAACCUGACCGAGUCCUGCCCCUUCUUCUGGCCCUGGCAGGUCAGCCUGCAGGCCAAUGGACGCCACUACUGCAGUGGAGCGCUCAUCCACCGCCGCUGGGUCCUCACGGCACAACACUGCAACGUCAGAGCUAAAGAGGACCUGGCUGUUCUGGGAGUUCACGACCUCCGCUUCUCAUCGUCUCAGACCAUCCCAGUGGACGAGGUCUUCAACCUGCCGCAGGACAGCAGCUUCCCCCCAAAAUCGGACCUGUCACUGCUCCGCCUCAGCGUGCCCGCCCGAUUCAGCUCUGAUGCGUCUCCAGUCUGUGUCCCUGAUGAGGAUGAGGAGCUCGAUGACAGCUGGUCUUGUGUCACGGCAGGGUGGGGAGCCUCCAAAGCAGCAG
Molecule: messenger RNA, 1439 nt
Organism: Plectropomus leopardus (leopard coralgrouper)
Lineage: Eukaryota; Metazoa; Chordata; Actinopteri; Perciformes; Serranidae
Source: RefSeq, a predicted model, not a curated record